CCAGCCUCUGACCUGAUUUCCCGGCGUCCAUUAAUAACGUAAAUGCUUUAAUAAUCCACCAGAAGACAACAAUGGAUUUGCAGUUUGUAUUUUAAAGGACAUAAAGCGCUUCUGUGGGUUUUUACCAACCACAUCAACGUUGCGAUGCCUCGGAUGUUUGUACAGUGUUGAGCGAGCUAACGCUACCACACAGUUUAACCGGCAAACUUGUCAACAAAACUCUUAAGACACUAAUGGAGAAUGACGGCGAAGUCUCCUCUGAGGUUCAGACUGUUUCCUCUGAUGAACCGAGACGACCAAACCCAGAGCUGAGGAAACUGUUGGUUUUUAAAGUUUACAAGAGGAGGUGGUUUGUCCUGCUGGUGCUGUGUUUGUUAAACUGCUCCAACGCAACGAUAUGGCUGACCUUUGCACCAAUAGCGGACCAGUCUGCCCAGUACCUGAAGGUCUCUCUGGAAGAAGUCAACUGGUUGUCAGUGAUCUACAUGGUGGUGGCCAUACCAGUCAGCUUUGGGACCACGUGGAUGCUGGACACUCUGGGGCUACGGGUCACGUUGAUCCUGGGCUCCGGCCUGAACAUGUUUGGAGCCCUGCUGCGCUUCCUUGGCACGCCACAGGGCACGGCGGCUGAAGUCCGUUACAUAUUAGUGAUGCUGGGUCAGACUCUCGGUGCCCUGGCUCAGCCCCUCAUCAUUUUCACCCCCACCAAGCUGGCAGCUCUCUGGUUCCCCGACCAUCAGCGGGCCACAGCGAACACCAUCGCCUCCAUGUCCAAUCCUCUGGGCAUCCUUCUCGCCAACAUCAUCUCUCCUCUGAUGGUUCCAACAUCUGCACAAAUCCCUGUCCUGCUACUUGCCUAUGCAAUCCCGGCAUGUAUCAUCUGUUUCCUAGCAACAGUGGGGAUACGGAGCAGCACCCCACCAACGCCACCGUCAGCUAGCGCCGAGUCCUCGAGCUGUGAGCCGUUCGUACAGGGGAUCAAACUGUUACUGAAGAACAAAGCCUACCUCAUCCUGCUGCUCUGCUUCGGCUCGGGCAUCGCCGUCUUCACCUGCUUCUCCACGCUGCUGGAGCAGAUCCUGUGUGUGCAGGGAUACACCAACGACUUUGCCGGCCUGUGCGGCGCUCUCUUCAUCGUGUUCGGCAUCGUGGGCGCCGGCGCUCUUGGACUCUAUGUCGACAAGACCAAGAAGUUCAUCGAAGCCACAAAGAUCAACAUGAGCUUCUCCGCUCUGGCGUGCAUCGCCUUCUCCGUGGUGUCUCUGAUGCCGCAGCAGAAAGCCGCCGUGGCAGCCGCCUGCUCCCUCUUCGGCUUAUUCGGUUUCUCCAUUUACCCGGUGGCCAUGGAGCUUUCUGUGGAGUGUUCGUACCCGGUGGGAGAGGCCACGUCAGCCGGGCUCAUCUUCGUAUCAGGGCAGGUUCAGUCUGUUCUCUACAUAAUCAUCCUCCAGGCUUUGACCAAACGUCUCGCCGACGCACCUCUGUCGACCUGCGGGGACGCCAUCCUGAGCUGGAGAGUGCCGACGCUGGUGAUGGCCGGACUGUGCAGCGUCUUCACCUGCUGCUUCAUCAUCUUCUUCCACACCAGGUACAGACGACUGGAGGCCGAAGAGGAAGCGAUGUACGUGACCCCCCAAAUCAACGAUUCAGCGACCGGCGACGACGCUCCGAGUGUGGACACGUAAACCUGAAGCGAUAGAGAAACAGAGGGGAUUAUGGGUGUUAUCACAACUACAGUUUGUUUUCUUUGGGAUGAAACAGAGUAGAAAAGUUUAUUUUGGUAACCUCAGCUUAAUGAG
Seriola dumerili (greater amberjack) is the source of this 1799-nucleotide messenger RNA. It is a transcript of the gene slc49a3, whose product is annotated as major facilitator superfamily domain containing 7. Gene Ontology annotation, molecular function: transmembrane transporter activity. Gene Ontology annotation, biological process: transmembrane transport. The transcript has 10 exons. The record is from RefSeq and is a predicted model, not a curated record. Bases 234 to 1685 code for a protein of 483 amino acids. Gene Ontology annotation, cellular component: membrane. NCBI's taxonomy places the organism in Eukaryota, Metazoa, Chordata, Actinopteri, Carangiformes, Carangidae.